This is a messenger RNA of Monoraphidium neglectum, 1053 nucleotides long. RefSeq lists its product as hypothetical. The record is from RefSeq and is a predicted model, not a curated record. The annotation marks the transcript as partial. Lineage: Eukaryota; Viridiplantae; Chlorophyta; Chlorophyceae; Sphaeropleales; Selenastraceae. The transcript has a single exon.
GACGAGCGCGCCUGGGCGGCGGCCUGCUGCGCCGCCGCGACGCGCGCGGGGCUCGAGCCAGCGGCGUCGCCGCCGCUGGAUGGGGGCGGCGGGGGCGGCGGCGGGUCGCAGGCAGCAGAGGACGAGGCCGAGGGCUGGGGGGACGCGGGAGGCGCGCCCGGCGGCGCGACGGCCGGCGGUGGCGCGCUGCUCAGCCAACCCUCGGUCAACGCCGGCGACGGCGCGGGCGCUGGUGGUGCCGCACCGGAGCCAGCGUCGGCGCUGGAGGCUGCGAUCGCCGCCGCGACCAAGGGCGCGCCAGCGGCGGCUGGAGCGGCGGCCUCGCCACGCGGCGGCGUCGGCGUGCGGGGCGGCCUGCGGGAGGUCGUGCUGUGCCGCUUGGACGCUCGCGGGCCGGCGCCGCUGCCGGAAGGGGCCGCGGCCGCACUGCUCGCGGGGGACGCCGGCGCGGGCGAGGAGGCGGGGCGCACUCUUCUGCUGCAGCCCGUGCCGCUCCGCAACAGGGCCGGCGGUGGCGGCCUCGAUGGCGGCGGCGAUGGCGAGGCCUGUCCGGGCUUUGGGCUGGCGUCCACGCGCGUGGCUUUUGUAGGCCGGCCGAGUGGCGCUGCGGAAGCCGCCUUGCCCAUUGGGACGGGCGCGCUGGUGCGCGCGCUCGACGUGACAGUGCUGGCCCUGGCCUCGCGGCCGCAGCCCUCUGCUGCGGCCGCAGGUCAGACAGGCGCCGGUGUGGGUGGCCCUCUACAUAAGCGACCGCGGCUGGCGCCGGAGAGCGACGGCCAGGCGGCAGCGGCGGCAGACCCCGACUCAGAGGCCGUGCCGGGCGCUGCUGCGGGGGCGGCCGCGGCAGCCUCUGUCGCGUCAGAGCUGGCCGGGCUGUGCACCCUCACGGGCUGCUGGCGGCCACUGGGCGCGCCCAGGGGGGUGCGGGCGCUGCAGGACAUGGCCGCCAUGGGCGGCGGCGGCGGCGGGGUCGCGCCUGAGCGGCUGCCGCUGCACUGCGCAGUGGCGCUGCGCGCCCUGGGCCUUGCGGCGGCUGCGACCCGCUGCUUGUAA